AUGGCUCUUGCCGUUGGAUCCAAUACCGCACAUGCGGAUGACAUGAUGGACAUCGACAUUGACAUGGAUCUUGGUGAUGGCGCCGUAAUCGACGACGAUUUCCAGCUCGAAGAAGGCGAAGAACCCUCAUUUGUGCCCAGCGGUCCUGCACCUACCGACACCUCGAAUGUCAUUCCCGCAAUCUAUACAGAAGAUCCAGCCACCGAGCCACAAUGGGAGAAGAUUCAUAUUCGAGGCGUUGACGAUAUGCAUACCAACGACAUUCUAGGAUUUGUCAACGACAACUUCCCGGAAGCUGAUGCGCAUGUUCAGUGGAUCGAUGAUACCUCCGCCAACAUUGUCUUCAAGACGAAAGAGCUAGCAAGAACGGCUAUUCUCAAUAUCGUAUUGCAACCCACGACCACUGAACAAAUCAGCGCCGCACCCUUCGAGCUGAGAACCGCAAAGGCUCUUGCGAGCAGACCCAGCAGCAUGCUCACGGUCAGAGUUGCUCAAGCCGGAGACCGAAAGAAGAAGAACGCACGUGAAGCUAGUCGCUAUUAUCUCAUGCAUCCCGACGAAGAUCCUACCGAACGUAUGCGACGUGAGUUCGCCAACGGACGCCGACGUCGCGACAAUGGAGAAUACGAAAGGCGCAGAUUCGAUGACCGCGAGCUCAGAAGAAGACGACACAAUCAGCCAGAAGAUACGAUGAACGACUUUAACGCGAGCAUGUACGACGAUGCACCCGAACCAGAACGCAAUGGUCGCGGCCGAGAUCUCUUUGCUGAAAGGCCUCGCCGCCGCAGUGCCAGUCCUGGAACUCGCAAUUCUGAUGAGAUCAACAUUUCCGACUCAGACGAAGAUGGCAGGCUGGUGCGCAGAAGGAAGAGCUAUCGCGACCGAACCGAGCGUCCACCGCCAUAUUCCAAACGCGAUCCUGCGCCGUUUCCACGCAACAACGAAGGCAAGGAACUGUUUGGUGGCUCUGAUCGGACUGAGGGUGGACUGCAUUCUGAUCGAAUAGAAGCACCUACACGCCCUGCCGCAUCUGACAACCGUGAAGCGAAUGCUGCGGUAGCCAAGCGGAUGCGAGAUCACCUUAUGAGUGCCGCACAAACCAGUCCCAGAGGCGGUCACAGACGCAGCAGAGCAAUGGAUGCGAAGAUUGAGGAGGAUCUAGUCGAGCGCUUUGGCCGAAAGUCAGUGUCUAUGGACUCUACCAAGUCAGGCGUGGAGCUGUUUCCCAGCAAUGGCAUCAGCAUCAAGGGUUCUGCGAACGGUGGUGGUGGUGAACUGAAUAUCAAGGGCCGGGCCGAUCAAGUGAAGGAGCUCUUCCCGGAGAGGUACAAGAAUAACGUUGGGCGGGAGCUAUUUGAUGAGCCCGUGCGGGAGAAGCGUCCAAGGCGAAGGGCAGGCGACUUGUUUGACUAA
Molecule: messenger RNA, 1413 nt
Organism: Cyphellophora europaea CBS 101466
Lineage: Eukaryota; Fungi; Ascomycota; Eurotiomycetes; Chaetothyriales; Cyphellophoraceae
Exons: 2
Coding region: 1-1413 (470 amino acids)
Cellular component (GO): nucleus; cytosol
Molecular function (GO): RNA 7-methylguanosine cap binding; mRNA binding
Source: RefSeq, a predicted model, not a curated record